Messenger RNA from Paramisgurnus dabryanus, 4841 nucleotides. Its product is annotated as macrophage mannose receptor 1-like. Lineage: Eukaryota; Metazoa; Chordata; Actinopteri; Cypriniformes; Cobitidae. The record is from RefSeq and is a predicted model, not a curated record.
ACAUGACAGGAUAAAAACUUUAACAAGAGUGUAUAUGAGUGUCUCACUCCUCGAACACAAACUGGAUUUCUUGAAGUGGGGAUCACAAGUCAGAUAUGAAGAUGUUUUGUAGUCAACUGUUUGUUUUGAUUUGUUUGUAUGCUGCAGUACAGCCGUCCAGUCAAACAGACUCCAGCUCUUUUCUCAUCUACAAUGAGGAUCACAACAGAUGUGUGAAUGUCAUUAAUGCCAGUGUUGUACAGACGGCACCGUGUGAUGUAUCUUCUGACGCUCAGCGUUUCCGAUGGGUUUCUUCUUCAAGAAUUAUCAGCGUCUCUCUUAAACUCUGUUUGGGGGCUCAAAGCGUUAAAGACUUUGAGAAAGUGAUCCUUCUGCCCUGUAAAGAGCUCAGUCCUCUACAGACCUGGGAAUGUAAGAAUGAGACCUUGUUUGGCUUAAAGGGUCAACCGUUACAUCUGAACUACGGCAAUAAUGAAGAGACAAAUGUGGUGCUGUUUAAGGGAAAUGGAUCUUGGAGUCGCUGGCAGAUUUAUGGGACUACAGACCAUCUGUGUUCUCAUGGAUAUCAAGAGAUUUAUACUCUGGAUGGGAAUUCAUUUGGAAAGCCAUGUCAGUUUCCCUUUAAGUUUAAGGACAAGUGGUACGCUGAGUGCAUCAGGGAGGGAAGAUCAGACGGCAAACUGUGGUGUUCAACUGAGACAGAUUAUGAUUCGGACAAGAAGUGGGGCCUCUGUCCAACCAAACGCAUCUCAGGAUGGGACAGUGAUCCAGUAACUGGUGUAUUAUAUCAGAGAAACACACAAUCAGCACUGACCUGGUAUCAAGCUCGAGCCAGCUGCCAACAACAAGAUGCAGAUCUUCUCAGUAUAUCAGAACUACAUGAACAGUCUUAUAUAUCAGGCUUGACAGAUCUCUUGGGUUCAGCUUUAUGGAUCGGACUCAACAGUCUUGACUUUGAGAGUGGAUGGCAGUGGAGUAAUGGAAACCCAUUCAGAUAUCUCAACUGGGCUCCAGGUAAUCCCUCUCUGGAGCCGGGCCUUAACUGUGCUGCAUUAAACGCUGGUAAAGCAUCCAAGUGGGAAAGUUUGGAAUGCAUUAAGAAGUUAGGUUACAUUUGCCGCAAGGGAAAUUCAACAGAUAUCACACCUUCAACAGGUAAAGAUCACCCUAACUUCUGUCCAGUGGCGUGGGUGCCGUACGCCGGUCACUGUUAUUAUCUGCAGCGCAUCAAGAAGACGUGGAGUGAUGCUUUGGCCGAGUGUCACAGAGAAGGAUCAGAUCUGGCCAGUAUUCACAACAUAGAAGAACACAGUUUCAUCAUAUCACAGACUGGUUACAUGUCGACUGAUGAGCUCUGGAUUGGUCUUAAUGAUCAAAGGAUUCAGAAUCUGUUUGAGUGGUCAGAUAGAUCACACGUCACCAUUACUAAAUGGUUUGUUGGAGAACCUUCACACAUCACAAAUCGAAUGGAGGAUUGUGUUCUUAUCACAGGACAGGAGGGAAAGUGGUCAGAUCAUCUGUGUGAGUCAGCUCAUGGUUACAUCUGUAAGAAGAAAGCUUCCAUUAAACCUGAAGGAUCUCCAGAGGUCAUCAGUCCUGGAUGUCCAGCUGGUUGGUUUAGGUUUGGCUAUUACUGUUAUAGCGUUGCCAUGGAAACAAAAACUUUUGAUGAUGCCAAACUGACGUGUAAGCAGACCGCAGCUAACCUGGUUGAUGUUGGCAACGGAUAUGAGAGCGCGUUUCUCAUCAGUCUGGUUGGUCUUCGACCUGAGAAAUAUUUAUGGAUUGGUUUGUCUAAUACUCAUCAGAAUGAGCAAUUCCAGUGGAUCAAUGGUGAUAAAGUCAAGUUUACACACUUUAAUGUAGGCAUGCCAGAUAAGCACCAAGGUUGUGUGGCAAUGUUAACAGGAACUUCAGCAGGAUUAUGGGAUGUAUUGGCCUGUAACACUAAACAGAAAUACAUCUGUAAGAAAAUGGCAGAAGGAGUCACUACAACCCGAGAGCCUCCAACCACACGACCUCUCAGCUGCCCGGAUAAUUGGAUUAAAAAAGAUCCAGGAAAUUGUAUUCGGAUCUACAGAAAGCAGAAGGAUGAGAGGAAGAAUUGGUUUGAAGCACGUGCCUUCUGUCGAGCUGUUGGUGGUGAUUUAGCGAGCUUUCAUUCAGAAAAAGAAAUGAAUGUUUUAUCGGUUUCCAGUUCAUACACGGCGUGGAUCGGCUUAACUUCAUUGGACAGUAAUUCUGGUUUUGUGUGGUCAGAUCAAACUCCUUCCGAUUAUGAGAACUGGGCAUCUGGUGAACCAAACAACUACAAGAAUAAUGAGCACUGUGUUGAAUAUGGCAGUAAUUAUGGACGCAAGUGGAAUGAUCGUGAUUGUGAAGCUUAUAUAGACUGGAUCUGUCAGAUUCCAAUAGGCAUAACUCCAAAAUCCCCACCGACAUCAGUCAUUCAAGAAUAUAACGAAACAUCUGAUGGCUGGAUUCAGUACAAUGGCAAUCAGUAUUUCAUUAAUCUUGAUCUGCACCCUAUGGAAGAUGCUCGUGCCUUCUGUAAGAAGAAUCAUGCUGAUCUUGUUGUCAUUAAUUGUCAGACUGAGAGAAGGUUUUUAUGGAAGCAGAUAUCCAAAAGUAAAGGGUCACAAACUCAGUACUACAUCGGGAUGACCUUAGAGUUGGACAAAACAUUUAGUUGGGUGGACGGUUCACCUGUUGUAUUCACUGCAUGGCUGCCAAAUGAACCAAAUUUCUCCAACAAUGAUGAGAACUGUGUGACCAUUUUGAAAAGCACAGGACACUGGAAUGAUGUUAAUUGUGGUCAUUCGUUAGCCUCGAUCUGUAAAAGAAGUGCAAAUUUUGUCAACACCACCAUGUCUCCAACCACUGUGCCAGCGGGUGGUUGUGCUCCUGAAUGGACUCUGUUCAGAGGAAAAUGUUACAAGUUUUUCGAUAAUAAGAUGAAGUGGCAUAAAUCACGAGAUCACUGCAUUUCACAUGGAGGCAAUCUGGUGUCCAUUCGGAGUCACACAGAGCAAUUUUUUCUCACAACUUUAAUGCUAAGUGCUGUUGAUGACAUGUGGAUCGGUUUAAAUGACAUUGUCUCAGAAAGAAAGUUUGUCUGGACUGACAAUCGAGCUUUCAAAUACACAAACUGGCUCAAAGGUCAACCUUCGUCAAGUUUACAGUCAAGAUACUACACUAUGAUGGAGAACUAUGACUGUGUUGUGAUGGUUAAACACCCAGAGAAGUCCACUGGUAUGUGGAAAGUUGAAGACUGUAAAGAUGAGAGAGGUUUCAUCUGCAAGAGGAACACAGACUCUCAGCUGUCUGCUCCCGUGACCACAGCAGUACCACAGAAAUACUUCAGUCUGGGCAAUGAUUCAUAUAAGGUCCAGCUGGAGAAGAUGAGCUGGGAUGAAGCGAGAAGACAGUGUAAAGCUGAUGAUGCUGAUCUUGCGAGUGUACUGAACUCCAUCAGUCAGGCGUACACCAGCCUACAAGUCGACAAACUCAAAGAACCUUUGUGGAUCGGACUCAACAGUAACCUGACACUUGGACGCUAUCGCUGGGUGGAUAACUGGUUUCUGAGCUACAGUAAAUGGGCAACAGGAGAACCCAAAAACAAUUUAGCUUGUGUUUAUAUUGACACGGAUGGAGACUGGAAAACUGCAGCGUGUAACAACACAUAUUAUUCCCUCUGUAAACGAUCAACAGUUUUUGCCCCUACAGAUCCUCCUCAGCUGCCGGGUAACUGCCCCGAAUCAGAUCAGACGAAAAGUUGGAUACCGUGUAGAGGACACUGCUAUACAUUCAUAACCUCAACGAGAGACAGCUGGGCUAAAGCCACAGUAGAAUGUAUAAGAAUGGGUGCAUCUUUAGUGAGUAUUGAGGAUCCAAUAGAAUCACAGUUUAUCCGACAAAACCUGGAGAUCCUGCAUGAUGAAGUCGAGUCAGUCUGGAUUGGACUUCACCGCAGUCAUAAGGGUGAUUGGAUGUGGAUUGAUAAUACGGUUGUGGAUUACACAAACUGGAAACCGGAGAUGCGGGGUGAUGGUGAAAAAUGUGUUGAAGUUCAGUCAAACACUGGGAUGUGGAGCACCAGCAGCUGUGAUGAUCGCAGAGGUUAUAUCUGCAAGACUGCUAAAGUUAUACCACCAACAGAGAAGCCAUCAGUCUCAGUUACACCUACAACAGCAAACUUAUCAGUCUCAGAUCUUCAGGUAUAUGAGAAGUCUCAUGUAUCGGCUGGCAUCGCUGUAGGGGUCGUGUUGGUCAUAAUCGCUGUCGCAGGUCUUGCCUGGUUUCUGUUCUUUAAGAGAAAUCCCAGGACUCUGAUUGGUUCUUUUGACAGCAGAGUCUAUAAUAACCUUUCAGAGCCUCUAACAGUUUUUGAUAGUAAAGAACCUGCUGCCAACACUGAACAGAAUCAAGAUGAAUAACACAUAAACACACACACACAGCCUUUAGUUUGAAUGAAAUGCUUAACUUCCACAAUAAUUAUGUUCAGGGGUCUCAUGCACCAAAAUGUUUUACAGGGGGAACAGCUUAAAAUAUUUAAACUGUAAAGUUUGUCAUUUGUUGUGACUUGUAAAAAUCAAUACCCUUGAGUGUCAAUGAUGUCACACUUAGCUGAUAAACGAAUGAGUGAUGUUUGUACAUGCAGAUGUAAAUGGAAUUUUGCCUGAUUGACAAAGUCACAUAAAGCAGUCAUACAACUUCAGAAGAUUAUAGGGGAUUUUCAUUUUCUAACUUUCACUGAAGAACAACCAGAUGUGGCUGUAUAGGACUGCAUAAUUAUUAAUUGCAACUAAUCAAUUGCAGAAUAAAAGUUUUUGUAUACAUCA